Messenger RNA from Lathyrus oleraceus (garden pea), 1308 nucleotides. RefSeq names its product F-box/kelch-repeat protein At3g23880-like. NCBI's taxonomy places the organism in Eukaryota, Viridiplantae, Streptophyta, Magnoliopsida, Fabales, Fabaceae. The transcript has a single exon. The record is from RefSeq and is a predicted model, not a curated record. Gene Ontology annotation, molecular function: protein binding. The coding region runs from base 139 to 1242 and encodes 367 amino acids.
CCUAUCAUUAAAGAAAAGAAGCGGGCCUUAUCCGCAAAGGAGAUGAAGGAGCCCAGAUAUCCAGUUUGGCAUAAGAUUGAAAGAGCAGCUCAUUAGGAUUUGAAACCCUAACCACACCGACUGACCCUUUUCGGAAAGAUGCUAGAAACAGCCGCCAUUCAAUUGCCUGACUUGCCGGAAGAACUCGUCAGCGACAUCCUGCUGAGGCUUCCGGUGAAGUCCCUCCUUCAAUUUAAAUGUGUCUGCAAAUCAUGGAAAACUCUAAUCUCCGAUUCCCAAUUCGCAAAAAACCAUCUUCGAAUCUCAACUUCGGAUCCAACCAUGACCAACCAACAAUUGGUGUUUUCCUAUCGGAAACCACCCUGGGAAAUUGUAUCCUACCCUUUGAAGCCUUUAUUCCAAAAUCCAACAACAACCGCUGUUAAACCUGUUACCUUAAGCUACAAGGAUGAAAAGAUAGAUUGUAUUAUUAUAGGUUCAUGCAACGGACUCUUGUGUCUGCUUGAUAGCUUUCCUCGUUAUUGUGUCAGACUGUGCAAUCCUUGUCUCCGGUUGAUAUCCAAAAUAUCUUCAGUACCUGUUUCACAAGAUUGGCUCAUCAUGCACUGCGGCUUUGCAUAUGAUCAAGUUAAUGACAAGUACAAGGUGCUACUAGUUGUACGAUGUAAGAAACAUGAUCAUCAAAUUUUUACCAAAAUAUAUACCUUUGGUCAAGAUGACUCCUGGAGAACAAUUCCCAAUUUGCCGUAUGAUAUACAUAAGGUUUUUGGAAAAUUUGUGAGUGGCACUCUGAAUUUUUUACUUUGUAAUAAAAACACAUUUGUUUCCUUUGAUAUUGAGAAGGAGACUUACAUGGAACUGUUGUUACCUCAAAAUUAUGGUCACAACAAUGACUACACAUAUCGUGCAAUGUCUGUUUUGAGUGAUUGUCUGUGUGUGUCUGAGUGUGAAAAUUUGUAUUGGGUUGUGUGGAUGAUGAAAGAGUAUGGAGAUGUUAAGUCAUGGACUAAGUUCAUCAUUGUUUCUUAUGACAAGCUCAUCCGGAACCGACCUUGUUUGGUUGAGCCCUUGUUCAUUUCAAAAAAUGGUGUUCUAAUGGUAAUGAUGGAUGACCAGCUUAUUCUUUAUAACUCAAAUAAUGGUGUUGCCUUGGAUCCCUUGAUAGUUAUGAAACUAGGUUUCUUUCCACAUAUUCAUUGUGACAGUUUGGUAUUAGUGCCAUGCUUGAAAAAAUGUAACUGAGUUUGUUUCAGAAAUAAUGUUUGGAGAGAUCUUCUUUUUAUGCUAUUUAAUAGAACUUUGAAACUA